GUGCCACGUGGGACUCUACAUGGCAAACAGGCAUCGCAUCUUGGAAACCAUCCAUCCAUCAACCACAGCCCCCACUCUCUUCCUUACGCCUGUGCCUAUGGCGCUCCUUCUCCUUCUUCUUCUUCGUCACCAUCAUCUUCUUCUUCUCCCUUUUCAAUUCUACAAUCCUCUUUGAAACCCUCUCUUCAUCCUCCUCUUCCUCUCUUCCUUUCCUCCCCUAAGCUCACGUGUCAGUACAGCACUCACGCGCUUCCACAAUCUCAAUACAACAGAAACCGCACCUUAUAGUAUGUGUGAGAGAACCAACAACGCCGCUCAAACCCAUCAAUUUUUUUCAAUUGGGUUAUGUUUACACUCCGAAAUUUCGAAUUUUUCCGUCUGGGUAUCGCCCUUUUCGUCGUGACAGGUAUCGCUAAUAGCUCCUUUCUCUCUAAGUUUGGAUCUGCAGUCGGGGCCUUCGAUUCUUUUGUUUCUAUUUAUGUAAUCGGCGCGUGGUUGUUCUCAGAAAUGUGAUUGGCCUUUUAUUUUUCAAUUAUUUUUUCUUUAUCUUGAACGUAAUUCGAAAUCAUAAACUCACCUAUUGAGUGUAGCAGCAACGGGGCAACGCUGUAUGGUUCUUGUCGGGAGUUGUUUGUUGUUUGUUGUGAUGAUGUGAGUGGUGCUCAUGUGUAAUAAAGGGUUUCAAUGCUUGAGCGAGUGUGAGAGUGUAAUUGAUCAUCGACAACACUUCUUCAUGGAUAGUCCCAUUCGAUCGCCGGCUACCGGUUCCGGUUCCGGUUCCGGUUCGGCACCUGGUUCCAAUGAUGAUAGCCGGCGUGUUAAGUUCUUGUGUAGCUUUCUGGGGAGCAUAAUGCCCCGUCCCCAAGAUGGGAAGCUGCGUUAUGUUGGCGGUGAGACGCGAAUUGUGAGUGUUCUGAGAGAUAUCAGCUAUGAGGAGUUGAUGGUUAAGAUGAGAGAGCUGUAUGAAGGGGCAGCUGUGUUGAAGUACCAGCAGCCUGAUGAGGAUCUUGAUGCUCUUGUCUCUGUUGUCAAUGAUGAUGAUGUGGUUAACAUGAUGGAAGAGUAUGACAAGUUGGGGUCAGGGGAUGGAUUCACCCGGCUCAGGAUUUUUUUGUUUUCGCAAUCUGAGCAGGAUGGUUCAUCACAUUUCAUUGAUGGGGAUGAUUCUGAAAGGAGGUAUGUUGAUGCUUUGAAUAGUUUAAAUGAUGUUUCUGACUUUAGGAGAUUGCAACAAGCUGAGUUUCCUAUGAUUAGCCCUGUUGAGGAGAUUCAUAUGGCUGAUCAGUACUUUAAUCCAAUUAGUGUGGAAAGUGGGGUUCAUAGCCAGAGAAGUGGGGACCUAUCUAUGUCACAGUACAAUAUGCAUCAUCUCACGAUCCAGCACCCGCAAAGUAUAGGCCAGAGGUAUAAUGAAAUGGAUGCUCCUUGGAAUCCUUCCUAUUACUCUCCUAGGCAUCAUGGUCUUCAUGACUCCAGAUCGUUGGUUGAAUUUCCAUCUUCUCCUUCUGGCACAAGGUUUCGUAUGCAGUUUCCUGAGAUACUGGAUAAGUCCAUUGAUAGAGUGCCCGAAGAGUUUGCUCGACACCACGUAAAUCAUCAUCCAGUGUACGACAAUCAACCACAAUAUUCUGAAAAUGUUGUGUGGGUGCCAACUGGGGCACCACAUGGUGAAAAAUCAGGUUUUCCAGCUAAUCUUCUUCAUGGCCACCAUGUUCUUGAUGGGAACAGUAUUUGUGAGCAGUGUCGCAUGGGUUUUCAUAGAGGUCAACCACAUCUGGAGCAUUCUAAUAUUAGUAAUGGACUUCCACCGAUUACUAAUCCAUGUGCAGAAUGCCCGACAAGCAAGGAUUCUUUCCCGGUGAAUGCUGAUGCAAAGUUACAUCCUGUGAUCUAUCCCAAUGAGCCUAGCAAUGAUCAUAGGUCUGUUUAUACUGAUACUCAGAAUCAUGAGAGAGGAUGGGGUUUGAGGCAUCAGACAACUACUCGGGUUGAGGAAUCAAGAGGACAUGUCUCUGGAUCUGGAAGAGUGGGUGAUGUUCCUGUUGUAAAUUUUUCUCUUGGACAUGGUAGUGUGACUGAUGGACAUACCUUGUCUUCCAAUUAUGUGUAUCAACGACCCAGACCUGAAUCGGGAGCUGAACUAUUCCCUGACCAAACCGUGACAGCUAUACCACAUCUAAAUAUGCCUCCUCUGGAAGAGCACGCUGCAAGGUAUGGAAAUCCACCUCCUCCUUAUGUUGUGGAUAAUAAUUAUGCAGUACCUCGUGGACAUCCACCUGGGCAUGGUUUCUGGAGCAACACUCCUGCUCCUGUUCAUAUUGGACCAUCUUAUGAGACAAUUACUCCACAUCAGCAGGUGAAUGGUAUGAUAAAUGCUGCAUUAAUCAGGGGAGAAGGAAGUCCAGGAUUUUUCAUUGGACCAGAUAAUCAGAAUCAUUGGGUUGAUUCAUCGCAGAACUUGUCAGGACAUGACGGGUCAGCCACCCCAGAAAAUUUGUAUGCACAUGGUCUGAAGUUGAAUCCCAAGCCCCUUGGUGAAGAAAAUCAACUCCCAAUUACUGUAGAUACCAUUCAUCCCCCACAGGACAUGAAUGCAGGUACCUGCAUGGAACCUGUGCAGCUGCCAAAACCAUCUUUUAAUAUGGUUCACAAUAAAGAGGUUGCAAGAAGUGAUACUCAAUUGACUGAAGCAAUGAAUUUUCAAUCUAAAAGUUUGCUUGGAGGAGGAAUAGAAGCAAAAAAUGAGGACAAGGUUGAAAACUCUGAUGCACCACAGACUAUAUCUUUUUCGGAGAAAAAUAAAAUUGCUGAGAAUUCACGCGAAGCUGCUGCUCCUAUUGAGUCUAAUAAUUCAAAUUCAAAGCCUGAAGCAGAACGUGGACAUGUUGAGAAACUGGCUGAUAAGGACCAUUCUGCUCCAGAAGAUUCAAAGCAAUUAGUUGAUCAAUUCAGCUUCUUGCCUGAGUUGAUUGCUACAGUAAAAAAGGCUGCAUUAGAAGGUGCUGCAGAGAUGAACACCGCAGCUGAUGAGCGUGCCAAUUCUCAGAUGCACGAUUCAAAUACCAAAGAAGAAACAAAAAAUGAUGUAGAACCAGCGAAUGCUCAUGGUGAUAUAGAUUUGGACUCUGAAAAUGAUCACGUAGAUACUUCUAAAAUUGAGCCUACAAAGGCUGAGGAAGAAGCAAUUGCAAGGGGACUGCAGACUAUUAAAAAUGAUGAUUUGGAGGAGAUCCGUGAGCUUGGUUCUGGAACUUAUGGAGCAGUUUAUCAUGGGAAAUGGAAAGGUUCUGAUGUUGCCAUUAAGAGAAUAAAAGCCAGUUGUUUUGCUGGAAGGCCAUCUGAAAGAGCAAGAUUGAUUGCAGAUUUCUGGAAGGAGGCAUUGUUGUUGAGUUCAUUGCAUCAUCCAAAUGUUGUCUCAUUUUAUGGUAUUGUUCGUGAUGGCCCUGAUGGUUCUUUGGCAACAGUCACAGAAUUUAUGGUUAAUGGAUCUUUGAAACAGUUCUUGCAUAAGAAAGAUAGAACAAUAGAUCGUCGAAAGAGGCUCAUUAUAGCCAUGGAUGCUGCAUUUGGGAUGGAGUAUUUGCAUGGGAAAAACAUUGUGCAUUUUGAUUUGAAAUGUGAGAAUCUAUUGGUCAAUAUGAGAGAUCCACAGCGGCCUGUCUGCAAGAUUGGUGAUUUGGGUUUGUCAAAGGUUAAGCAGCACACACUAGUGUCUGGAGGGGUACGGGGAACUUUGCCAUGGAUGGCACCUGAACUUCUUAGUGGGAAAAGUAAUAUGGUGUCAGAGAAGAUUGAUGUUUAUUCAUUCGGGAUAGUCAUGUGGGAAGUACUCACAGGGAAUGAACCCUAUGCUGACAUGCAUUGUGCUUCAAUAAUAGGAGGAAUUGUGAACAACACUUUACGUCCUCAAAUCCCAACAUGGUGUGAUCCUGAGUGGAAGUCUCUAAUGGAAAGUUGUUGGGCUUCUGAUCCUGCAGAAAGGCCAUCGUUCUCAGAAAUUUCCAAGAAGCUGAGGACUAUGGCUGCUUCAAUGAAUGUGAAAUAGUCAAUUGAUCUUGAAACAAUUAAUUGACCUUCUUACAUUGUAUGUAGCCUAGAAUUGGUAGCAAAAGGGAAAUAAGGUGAAGCAUGGUUCUUCCGGUUCAAGGCACCAACAAGCUUAGCUUUAAGAAGGGAAAAAAAAAUAUAUUUAAAGGAGUAUUCAAGCUUAUCCAAGCUUGUAUUGUAAUAUCAUGCCUUGGUUUAAUCUAAAAAAACUCUUGUAAUGUGGCCUUUAACGGUAUUUUCCUUAGUGCAGUUACUUGCACUAUAGCAUGGAUUUUCUCCCGGAAGCAGCAUGGUGCUCUGAAGAAAGCUACAUGUGUUAUAUCAGUAUGUCACAGUUUUUGCACGUGAUCAUGGUGAUGGUAUGUAGCAAUAGUUGUGUGGUUUUACCAUCAACUGAGGAGAAAACCAUUCCUUCUGGAGAGAGGUGUACAUAAAUUAACCAACCACAUGUCUCCUAUGCUUUCAUAUGGAGAGGAUAAUGACGAAUUGUGCUUCCCGUUUGCAGAUGAAACAAAUUCAAUUUGUCAUCAAUAUUUUUAUUUGAAUUGCUUUAUUUUAUUGACAAGUAUAUUCUUAAUGACAUGAAUCUGCAUGCUUAAAGAUUUGUUUAAGCUCUUGAAGCUGCUGUAUAAAUAAAGGUGAUUUUAUUAUAUAUAUAUAUAUACACAACUGUAGGCGUUGUUCUGUUUAAUGGAGAUAAAUAUUGCUGG
Messenger RNA from Abrus precatorius (Indian licorice), 4757 nucleotides. RefSeq lists its product as uncharacterized. The transcript is spliced from 9 exons. The record is from RefSeq and is a predicted model, not a curated record. Gene Ontology annotation, cellular component: cytoplasm. Gene Ontology annotation, biological process: signal transduction; protein phosphorylation. Gene Ontology annotation, molecular function: ATP binding; protein binding; protein kinase activity. NCBI's taxonomy places the organism in Eukaryota, Viridiplantae, Streptophyta, Magnoliopsida, Fabales, Fabaceae. Bases 665 to 4045 code for a protein of 1126 amino acids.